AUGGUCAUUCCUCAGCGAAGCCUUGCAGCGGUAGCCCUGCUGCUCGCCAUCUCCCCUUCGCUGUCAUCUGCAGCCUCGAAUCUGCCCCAUUACGCCGAUCUCCGAGGCGGCCAGACGCUCGCAGCGACCAGCAAUGCCUCUGUCACGAGCUCAACGCUCCUCGACCUCGUCGACGUGACCCUCAAUGCGCCCAAGAACGCCGUCACCUGUGACUCGGUCGACAUUACGUGGGAGUGGGACAUGAAUGGCACGCCUCCCUCCGACCCCAUCGCUGUUAGCAUCAUCGAUGCCAGCACUCUUGGCGCCGUCGCGACGCCUGGUAGUCGACGCAGGUUCGCCUCUGCACGCCAUGGCACCAUGAUCAAGAAGAGGGCAGCGUCCGUCCGAGGCACCGUGCUUCCUGGCGCAGCAUCGAUACCCUUCAACGAAGUCAGCUACAGCUGGUCGCCCGUCAAGAUUCAGCCGGGCUCGUACCGCCUACUUCUGACUAUCCUCUCGUCUGGCGAGUCCGUCGUCUCGGAUCCCUUUCCCGUCGGGAGAGGUUCGACGGCUUGCUUUUCAAGCUCGCCUACUGCAGCCAGCUCCUCGGCAGCUAGCCCAUUGGCUACAUCUUCCAGUUCCAGCAAUGCGGAGCCCGCCGCCUCUUCAUCUGAUGCCGAGCCAUCUGCCAGCAGCAUCACUGCUCCGGCCGCGACGGACUCUUCCUCCUCUCCUUCCUCGUCACCAUCUCAAGCCUCUGCAUCUUCGUCAGACCACCACAGCAACAAGGCCGCUAUCGCAGCUGGGGUUGCCAUCCCUCUCCUCUUGAUUGCCGUCCUUGCUUACGCUUGGCGACUUUGGAAGAAGCAAAAGAGCGAGCAAGCCGACAGCGUGUCCAGCCGCCCAGCCUGGGCCGAGAAGUUCUUUGGCGGAGGUAGCAGCAGCGGGUCUAUCCAGCGACAGGUUUCGCCCUCUCAAUCCUCCGGUCAUCGCCGCGAGAUAUCGGGACCUGGCUUGGCGACGCCUGCCGGUCUUGCCGCCGUCGCUGGCAUGGUGCCCGUCGAGCUGCGCAAGGAGAAGGACGAGAUGGCUUUGCGAGCUGUUCCUCCUCCCAACGUUCCCUACUCUCCUGACAUGCAAGACCUUGACGACCGACCGGAGCACUGGAUUAACUUCUCAGACAAUGAUGUUCGCGGGGCUCAGCCCUUGAGCGCCGCUGUCAUCGCCGAAUCUGCCAGAGACUCGGGCCGCCUCACACCCUAUGACAACAGCGGCAAGCCAGCUGGACUAUACGGUCAGGGACGCAACGUCCCUUUACGCCCCGAGUCGUCUCAGUGUCCGUCGAGUAGCGGCUCCAUCUCGACUUUUGGCAACGACCCCCGACGAGCCAGCGCCGCCAGUGGUGUUAGCAUCGGUCGCGACCUCAUUGCUGCUCUGCCACAGCCACCUUCUCACAAGCAUUCAGUCCCCUCGUCCUCGGCGCACUCGAUCUCGCCCUUUGCAGACCCGCCUGCGCCUGCCCCCGAAGACCUUGCUCAGGCUCUCACCCAGCACCAAGAGGGCAACAAGACGGUCGAGUCGUCUGUUAGCAAGCCAUCCGUCCAACGAUCAGACUCAAGUGGCAGCUCCUUCGGCGUCAGGCGCAAGCCUGUGCCCAGGAUCUCGGUGGCUGGGACCAGCAGCAGCGACUCCAAGGUCGCAGGCGAUGGCGAGGGUCCGUUUGGCAAUGAGCACGCCAUUGAGCUCGUGCCCGACACCGAUGAGCACAGGAUCUCGAUGGAAGCCUCGACUUCGAUUCCUAUUCAGUCGGUGGCUGAUGCUCGCGCGCCUUCGCCCAUCGAGCAGCUCACAGUACCACGAGAGAAUGCUGGCAGGGCCUCAGACGACGCUCAAGCUUAUCAUCUGAGCGUUGCCCGCCAAUCUGGCUUCGAUGUCAGCUUCACCAUGGGAGACAGCGACAAAUGA
This is a messenger RNA of Jaminaea rosea, 1944 nucleotides long. RefSeq lists its product as hypothetical. The transcript has a single exon. Lineage: Eukaryota; Fungi; Basidiomycota; Exobasidiomycetes; Microstromatales. The record is from RefSeq and is a predicted model, not a curated record. Bases 1 to 1944 code for a protein of 647 amino acids.